CGAUUCCGAAUUCGGAUUGCCCUUUCACUUGCUACUUGGACUUUGGAGACGUACUCAGAGGCUUCAGAGCUGCCGUCUUAGCGAGUUGGGAGUUGGAAUAGAGGAGAGAGGAUAGACUGGUACGCUGUUGCCGCUGCACUUCUGCCCCUUCUUGUGCGCCUCUUUCUUAUUACGUACUACGUACAUGAGGGCUGAAAUGGAUUCAGUUAAACAACAUAAAGUACGUCAAUACGAGGAGUUUGUGGAUAAGCGUUUAAAACCAGAUCUUGUUCGAGCUAUUGCUGAACGGGAUAAGGUCUUUGAUCAGCAAAAAACAUUCUCGGAUUUGAAAAGAAACAUUGAGAAUCUUGAGAAGAAUAGUGUGACUAGCCUUAGGACACUGGUCAAUCUGGGCUCUGAGGUUUACAUGCAAGCUGAUGUGCCAGACACUAGGCACAUAUUUGUGGAUGUCGGGCUCGGCUUUCAUGUCGAAUUCACUUGGUCGGAAGCUCUAGAUUUUAUUUCAGUGAGGGAGAAGAAACUUGCUGGGCAGAUAGAGGAAUAUACUCGCCUAAUUGCUGCAAUUAAGGCACAGAUAAAAUUGGUCUGUGAAGGGAUAAGAGAGUUACUCCAGCUUCCUGCAGAUACCUUAAGGAAGGAAAGAGAAUUUUAGAUUUCCAUUGAUGAUAUGAAUGCAGACUUGUUGCUAUCACUAAUUCACUGCCCAAGCAAGAAAAAGUUUUGUGCAUUUCUGGCGUCUUCUUAGCAAACAAACUGCACUACGUGAUUCCAAGUGGUGGCACCAGUCUUGUCAAACUAGAGUUUUCAAUAUUGUUCAGGACUGAUAUUUGAUACUCCAUAAAAUUUUGGAAUCAGUACCUCAUAUCUAAAAUGUUUAAUUUAAUGGCCUAACAUGUACCGGUGUUAAUUAUUCAAACUUAAAUUUAUAGUUGCACCUUAUAAAUGCAUUUUUAAUGCUUUUUUACUGCCUAGGAGACAGCUACAAGCAUUCUUGCUUCUUGUGAUGCAAUUAGAUCAUUGGACUUGGGCAGGAAAGUUCAUUCUUUUGUUGUGAAAUUUCGUCUGAGAUGGCGUGUUUCUGUAGAUAAUUUGUUGUUGUAUAUGUAUGCCAAAGCAGGUGAUCUUAGUACAGCUGAAACUAUUUUUAAU
Messenger RNA from Cuscuta epithymum, 1149 nucleotides. The record is from the annotation of a GenBank genome assembly. Lineage: Eukaryota; Viridiplantae; Streptophyta; Magnoliopsida; Solanales; Convolvulaceae.